This is a messenger RNA of Nomascus leucogenys (northern white-cheeked gibbon), 1036 nucleotides long. Its product is annotated as olfactory receptor 2T2. Gene Ontology annotation, biological process: G protein-coupled receptor signaling pathway. Gene Ontology annotation, cellular component: membrane. Lineage: Eukaryota; Metazoa; Chordata; Mammalia; Primates; Hylobatidae. The record is from RefSeq and is a predicted model, not a curated record. Gene Ontology annotation, molecular function: G protein-coupled receptor activity; olfactory receptor activity.
GAGCUGUCAUGGACCACGGGCAUGGAGGGUCUUCUCCAGAACUCCACUAACUUCGUCCUCACAGGCCUCAUCACCCGUCCUGCCUUCCCCGGGCUUCUCUUUGCAAUAGUCUUCUCCAUCUUUGUGGUGGCUGUAACAGCCAAUGUGGUCAUGAUUCUGCUCAUCCACACGGACUCCCGCCUCCACACACCCAUGUACUUCUUGCUCAGCCAGCUCUCCAUCAUGGAUACCAUCUACAUCUGUAUCACUGUCCCCAAGAUGCUCCAGGACCUCCUGUCCAAGGACAAGACCAUUUCCUUCCUGGGCUGUGCAGUUCAGAUCUUCCUCUACCUGACCCUGAUUGGAGGGGAAUUCUUCCUGCUGGGUCUCAUGGCCUAUGACCGGUACGUGGCUGUGUGCAACCCUCUACGGUACCCUCUCCUCAUGAACCGCAGGGUUUGCUUAUUCAUGGUGGUCGGCUCCUGGGUUGGUGGUUCCUUGGAUGGGUUCAUGCUGACUCCUGUCACCAUGAGUUUCCCCUUCUGUAGAUCCCGAGAGAUCAAUCACUUUUUCUGUGAGAUCCCAGCCGUGCUGAAGUUGUGCAUAGACACGUCGCUCUACGAGACCCUGAUGUAUGCCUGCUGCGUGCUGAUGCUGCUCAUCCCUCUAUCCGUCAUCUCUGUGUCCUACACACACAUCCUCCUGACUGUCCACCGGAUGAACUCAGCUGAGGGCCGGCGCAAAGCCUUUGCUACAUGUUCCUCCCACUUUAUGGUGGCGACCAUUUUCUACGGGGCAGCCUUCUACACCAACGUGCUGCCCCACUCCUACCACACUCCAGAGAAGGAUAAAGUGGUGUCUGCCUUCUACACCAUCCUCACCCCCAUGCUCAACCCACUCAUCUACAGCUUGAGGAAUAGAGAUGUGGCUGCAGCUCUGAGGAAAGUGCUAGGGAGAUGUGGCUCCUCCCAGGGCAUCAGGCUGGAGACUGUGAUCAGGAAGGACUAGCGGGGACUCCCCGAGCAUCAGGGUGGAGACUGAUCGGGAAGGACUAGCG